UCGCCCGUUGAUCGGCCUUUGCGGUAGGGAGUUGUUUGGCGGACCAGGCAAGUUUUCUACAACUUCGGAUGUGGAUUUUCCCCCAUAAAAGAAACCGCACUUCGUUCGUUUUAGGGUCGUUUGCUCCCGUCGUUACCCGGCUUGUCGAGGAAGCCGACUGUUUCGGGGCGUGGUACACAAACACAAAGCUACAGUGAAGGGAACACGUCCUCCUCGGCGACUGGGUCUUUACGAUGCCGACGUUGCGGGACAGCACCAUGUCCCACCCCGGCGAGAAUUCCCACCAAGUCCGGGUAAAGGCCUAUUACAAAGGUGACAUCAUGAUCACCCACUUUGAACCAUCCAUCUCCUUUGAGGGUCUUUACGGGGAGGUGAGGGACAUGUGCUCCAUGGACAACGACCAGCUCUUCACCAUGAAGUGGAUCGAUGAGGAAGGUGACCCUUGCACUGUGUCAUCACAGCUGGAGCUGGAGGAGGCCCUGCGUCUGUACGAGCUCAACAAGGACUCAGAGCUCAUCAUCCACGUGUUCCCAUGCGUACCAGAGAAACCAGGCAUGCCCUGUCCAGGAGAGGACAAGUCGAUAUAUCGGCGUGGAGCCCGACGCUGGAGGAAGCUGUAUUAUGCUAGUGGGCAUGCCUUUCAGGCCAAGCGCUUCAAUAGGCGGGCCCACUGCGCCAUCUGUACAGACCGUAUCUGGGGCCUGGGGAGACAGGGCUACAAAUGCAUCAACUGCAAACUGCUGGUCCACAAGAAAUGCCACAAACUGGUCACCGUGGAGUGUGGCAGACAGAUGAUACAGGAACCUAUCAUGCCUGGCCCAGGACCUACCCCGUUAGACCACCCUGAACAGCCAGGUCCUCAGAAUAAAGACUCCAGAGAAAGCCUGACUUACGAUGGAGAGGAGAAGGAGCCACUCCAUCACCACUUACAAUCCCCUCUCCCCACUAAGGCUCGGAGCAGUAGAGACACAGGGAAAUCGGCAUCCAGCCUCGGCCUGGCAGACUUUGACCUGCUGCGGGUGAUCGGCCGGGGCAGCUAUGCCAAGGUGCUUCUGGUGCGACUGAAGAAAACUGAGCGCAUCUACGCCAUGAAAGUAGUCAAGAAGGAGCUGGUCAAUGACGACGAGGACAUCGACUGGGUGCAAACGGAAAAACACGUUUUUGAACAGGCAUCCAAUCAUCCCUUCUUGGUCGGCCUUCAUUCUUGUUUCCAGACAGAGAGCAGACUCUUCUUUGUAAUCGAAUAUGUUAACGGCGGUGAUCUGAUGUUUCACAUGCAGAGACAAAGGAAACUUCCAGAAGAACAUGCAAGAUUCUACUCAGCAGAAAUAAGUCUGGCGCUGAACUACCUCCACGAGCGGGGCAUUAUAUACAGAGACCUGAAACUAGACAACGUACUGCUGGAGUCUGAGGGACACAUCAAGCUCACAGACUAUGGCAUGUGCAAGGAGGGUUUGAGACCAGGUGAUACAACCAGCACUUUCUGCGGUACACCCAAUUACAUAGCCCCUGAAAUACUCAGAGGAGAGGAUUAUGGUUUCAGUGUGGACUGGUGGGCGCUGGGGGUGCUCAUGUUUGAGAUGAUGGCUGGCCGGUCGCCCUUCGACAUUGUGGGGAGCUCCGACAACCCCGACCAGAACACAGAAGACUACUUAUUCCAAGUAAUAUUAGAAAAACAGAUCAGAAUUCCCCGCUCACUGUCGGUCAAAGCCGCCAGCGUCCUCAAGGGAUUCCUCAACAAGGAGCCUAAGGAGCGUCUGGGCUGCCACCCUCAAACAGGCUUUGCUGACAUCAUGAGCCAUCCGUUCUUCCGAAACGUCGACUGGGACCUUAUGGAGCAGAAGCAGGUUGUCCCUCCGUUCAAGCCCAACAUCUCAGGGGAGUUUGGACUGGACAACUUUGAUGCACAGUUCACCAACGAGCCCAUCCAGCUAACGCCUGAUGAUGACGACGUGGUGAAGAAGAUCGACCAGUCUGAGUUCGAGGGGUUCGAGUACAUCAACCCGCUCCUGAUGUCUGCGGAGGAAUGUGUGUGACGGACCUUGAGUUACACGUUAGCGCGCACACCCGUACACCCACACACACCCCGGUGACGUGGCGUCUCGAUAUCAUCAGUUAAAUGGUCCCGAGACAACACGCCAAACAUCAAACCUUCUGUUCGAGGGCCGAACACACUCAGCAAAACCGCUUAUUUGCCAAAACCAGUUUCACACUCUGCCAUUUAUAACCACUAGCCCUUAAGCCUACCUUCUUUCUUAAUUAUUUUUGUAUUGUGUAAAUCCACACUGAUAUCAGUUCGCUCAUCAGGGCCUACUUAUCAGUAGCUGACGAGGUUACGAGGUUCUUCCAAGGUUAUUGGACACUUGGGCCGGCGGGGGGGACUGGACCGGGGGACUGCCCAUGAGAGAUGGAGCUGCGUGUCCUUUCUCCACUAGCGGUGUUUUUCGUUGCAUAUUUUAUUUGUACAUUUGAAACUACCAUUGAAGAUAGACAAGGCCUUUUUAGCGCCAAGCCCAGCUAACCGUUGAACACGACCGACAACGUUCAUCCUAAAGAAGUCAUAAUGAAGUCCACAGGGAUUAUUAGCUUUGUCGCUGCACCGCUUAUGUAGAGAAAAGAAGAAACAUGACACUAGCCUUUUUUUUCUUUUUUUUUUUUAAACAAAGAAAAACAAAUUAAUCUAUAUAUUUUUCUCAUGUUUUAUUUAAUGACAUAGCAGUCACUAUAUAUGUUGCUCUAAAGUGUUAAGUUGUCCAGCCUCGUUAUGAGAACCAUAAAGGGUUUGGUCCAUUUUGUUGCUAUAAAUAUUGAUCAUACACUACGUCUGGAACAGAGGAGGUAUCCGGUUGGAGAACCUUCUUUCACAGUGAGGGAACCUUUUCCGUAGCAACCAACCAACACUAAGAAAAAAAAAAGAGUUGAUACUCAAACUGUGAAUGGGAAGUGUUUACUACAUGGGGAACUAGGCUGGAGGAGUAGGGCAUGAUGUCUACGGUUGGAGCUCUAGCUAACUUCUAGCUAUGCAGACCAUCCAUAUAAUGAACGUUCACACAGGACCAAAAAUUGUCUUCUUUUUUUUUUCCUUUUUUUUUUUCAGAGAAAGAUGUUUUUCUGGUACGUUUUAGAAGGUACACUAUAUAAGAAUAGGAAGAUGAGCUGUCCUAGAAGUUCUGUCUACAGAUUCGUCUAUUAACUUUUUUUUUUUUUUACAAUACUCUGCCUUUCUAAAACCUAUUUUCUGUUUAGACUGUUUUUCCCUACUUUCUCGUCAUUCCGUGUAUUUCUUUCCUGGUUAAAAAAAAGAAUACAUGAAUAAAUAAACUGCGUGUUAAAACAGAAGUUCGGUUGGAUGUCCAAAGACCAGGUAUGAUACAGUUGGGUCAUUUCACUGGUAGUCCCCAAGGGCUCUGUUUUUAGACCCCUGACAAUUGGCAUGAAAACUGUAAUCUGUCUGCUGUACAAAGAAAGGGACUCUCUAUUUUGACCAUCUGAUGUUUUUUGUAAAAAAAAAAAAAAAAAAAAAAAUCCAACAGCUCGAAUACAUUGAAAAUCCCCGAAGAACUGUUUCCUCACCCCUGACUCAAGUUGGGAAAAUUGUGGUAAAUGAUGGUUAAAAAAAAAAGGAAAAAUACGAAAAUUCCCGACUCUUUUCUAGUCACCGCUUAACUUGUUCAACAUUCAUGGGUCCACAUGGUGACAGGAGGAAAAAGCACAUGUAAGACUUGUCUGACACAUUUUCUGUUUUACUGUUACCUUUUAUGAAUCAAAUUUACUGUUGAAUUUUUUUUUUUUUAUCACUUCAUUGAUUCUUGGUUGUUUUGGGGUGAACCCUUCGAAAACACUACGGUGAUCAUGAUGUGUUACCUUUGUGGGGUGGAUGGCACCCCAAGGACUCCGCUGAUCUUUAUUAACAUUAUGUAAAGAGAAAAAGGAACAUAAAAUAAACGUUUUAUUUCUC
This is a messenger RNA of Lampris incognitus (smalleye Pacific opah), 3958 nucleotides long. RefSeq names its product protein kinase C, iota (gene prkci). Bases 234 to 2036 code for a protein of 600 amino acids. Gene Ontology annotation, biological process: establishment or maintenance of cell polarity; protein phosphorylation. Gene Ontology annotation, molecular function: protein binding; ATP binding; protein serine/threonine kinase activity. Lineage: Eukaryota; Metazoa; Chordata; Actinopteri; Lampriformes; Lampridae. The record is from RefSeq and is a predicted model, not a curated record. The transcript has 18 exons.